Messenger RNA from Thlaspi arvense, 1823 nucleotides. NCBI's taxonomy places the organism in Eukaryota, Viridiplantae, Streptophyta, Magnoliopsida, Brassicales, Brassicaceae. The record is from the annotation of a GenBank genome assembly.
UUCACUUCUGGUAAUAAUCACACGAUAUAAUAUAAUCAUCUUUUGAGACUAAGUAACAAACGAAGUGAUAUAACUUAACAAGUUCAACAAAAAAAUGUAAAAUCAUUUCCUGUUUCUCAUCUUUGUUGGAAGAGCUGCUAGGUUUACAAUUGUCCUGUACUAUAAGUUUAAUCUGGAAAUACCUUUUCCUCUUUAUGGUGUUUUCUCUUGCUUGCCGAUUCUAGCUUCCUAGUUUCUCCUUUCUCAAGUCUUCUUAUAUUCUCCCUACAUGUCUUCUCUCUCCCAUCCCAAGAAAUCUUUGAUUCUAUGAUUCUCUUUUGCCUCCGUCUUUAUAUAUAUUAUAUAUCUAUACCUGAGAGGGAACUUCUUCGCAAGCAUUUCUAUCUUUCCUCUACCAAAUCCCAAGACUACCUGAGAAGCCUCUCUCUCUCUCUCUCCCUCUUUCUUGCUCAAAAGCUUCACUAGACGGGAUUGAAAAGAAAAAUGACUCACCGUAUAGCUCCCCGAUGUUUCUCGAUCAUGCUUUUAUGUCUUCUCAUCACUUCACCUGUAGAUGUUAUAGCUCAGGGAGGACAAGGUGAUAUACCAGUUGUUAAUCCUACAUCUCCCGGUGGCACCACCACCACACCAACCAUAACCCAACCAUCACCGCCUUCAACAUUCCCUGGUCCAGUCACGAACCCGAAUCCACCAACCGGUGGUUAUCCCCCACUCGAUGGUACCACACCAACUGGUGGUGGUUACCCACCGCUUGAUGGCACCACACCAACCGGAGGUUACCCCCCACUUGACGGUACCACACCAACCGGAGGUUAUCCACCACUUUAUGGCACCACACCUACAGGUGGUGGUGGUGCACCUGGUGGAGGUGGAGGUGGUGACACUGGUGCAGGUGGUGGUGGUGGUGCACCUGGUGGAGGUGGUGGUGGUGACACUGGUGCAGGUGGUGGUGGUGGGGGCGGCCAGUGGUGUAUAGCGAAAGCAAAUGCUUCACCAACGUCAUUACAGGUGGCUUUGGAUUACGCUUGUGGGUAUGGAGGAGCUGACUGUGGCCAGAUCCAACAAGGUGCAAGCUGUUACGAGCCAAACACUAUCCGUGAUCAUGCUUCCUUUGCUUUCAAUAGUUAUUACCAGAAGCAUCCUGGUUCAGACAGCUGCAACUUUGGAGGCGCAGCACAACUUACCAGCACAGAUCCAAGUAAAGGAAGCUGUCGCUUCUCAGCAUCAUCAGGAACAGUCAGCACAAGCCCGCCGAGUCAACCGAGUCCACCAGAUUUUAAUUCCCCACCUAAUACAUUCCCACCCCCAAUAACAACUCCAACUACAGGCAUACCUGGUUCUGGACCACCCUUCGGCGUGGCAGAGCCCACAGGGCUUCCGAGUUCAGCAACUCAUGUGUCGCAUAGCUUCCUCUCAAUACUUACAGCAGUUUGGAUACUAGUACCACUGCUCAGGGAAAAUUAUCUUUAAAACGGACAAGGGUUUCUUCAGGGUUUCAAUCUUUCUCUGCAAAUUAUGAGGAUGUUAAUCAGCCGUGAUCAGCAAGAAGAUUUUUAAUCCAAGACCUUACUCUCAUAAUCUGUUCUAUUGCUAUAUAUAUAGUUCAUCACGGAAAGUUUAUUUAUUUAGUAGGAGAUAUUACAAAAUCAAAGGGCUUAGAUAUAUACAUUCUUGUAGACACACAUUAAGCAUAAUGUAUCUCUCCACAGUUUUAGAAAAUAAAAUACUACUUAGGGAACGGUUAAAGCAAUGCCAGGCUUGAUUAAUUGUGGAAUAGCAAAGGGAACCAUAUACAAAAAAAAUAAAAUGAAAGCUACUUCAAG